ACAACUUUGAGGGCGAAUAAGUUGUCGCAGAUUUGGAAAGUGGAAGGCCGAGGAAUUUAUGAUAGUGAUUCAUAUUUAUAUGGUUUAGUUGAUGAAUCUGUUAUUGAUGAAGUCAACGACAAGAGCACACGGUAUCGCAUGAAUCCCGUGCUACACAGACUAUCCAUUAAAAAGGCAGAGGAGGGAAUACGUUUUGAGAUCCUUGGAAGUUCUCGACUCAGCAGAAAUCCACGCCAUCGUGUGAUCAUUUGUAGCAGAGACAAUUUCACCUACUCAACGAAUCAUGAUAAAUAUCUUGUUUCUCUAUUCUUCCAUGGAGGUACCAGAUAUUAUAUGGGAAUUGGGUAGCCUUCGCCACGUCUACAUGUCUGAUGUUAUUUCCAAGAAGCCUUUCAAGAUAGAUGUGCUACAGGAGCUGCUGACGUUAACCUCAGUCUCAAUUGAUGAUGAUGAGCUCUUAGGCUUGAAAACGUCUUUUCCGCUGCAGAAAUUGGGUGUACAUGACUUGGAUGGAAACACAGAUGUAAGCAAGCUCUUUGGGUUAUUGUCCAACUUAAAAUAUUUUCGCCACCUAACCUUAAGAGGGCACAGUUUUAGAAGCAUGCCUUGUUUGGAUGAGCUUGGUAUUAUAGAGAAUCUCAGAACAGUCAAAUUGGAUGGACGCCUUGAUAGGUUGCCAAAGAGUUUCCCUCCCCAGAUGUCUUCCUUGACGUUGGCUAAUAGUUGUCUUGAUGAAGAUCCCAUGCCACUACUAGGGAAGCUACGUGGGUUAUACGACCUCAAAUUGCGGAAUGCAUACACAGGUCAACAAAUGGGUAUUCGUGAAUCUGGGUUGGAAGUUCUUAAAGUCUUAUGCAUCGAAAAUUUAUUGAAUCUGAGGAAUCUACAAAUUGGAAAAGGUGCACUACUAUCUCUUAGGAAAUUAGAAAUCCACAAUUGUCCAUAUCUGGACACCCUCCCUGAAGAGGUUCGGUCAAUGCAUCGUCCGAAAUAAGGUUUGUGAAUAUCAAUC
This is a messenger RNA of Salvia hispanica, 1012 nucleotides long. Lineage: Eukaryota; Viridiplantae; Streptophyta; Magnoliopsida; Lamiales; Lamiaceae. The record is from RefSeq and is a predicted model, not a curated record.